Molecule: messenger RNA, 1464 nt
Organism: Varroa destructor (honeybee mite)
Lineage: Eukaryota; Metazoa; Arthropoda; Arachnida; Mesostigmata; Varroidae
Product: muscle LIM protein 1-like
Biological process (GO): muscle tissue development; sarcomere organization
Cellular component (GO): Z disc; cytoplasm; nucleus
Molecular function (GO): structural constituent of muscle; actinin binding
Source: RefSeq, a predicted model, not a curated record
GACCGGGCCGUACACUCGGCAGCGGAGCGCGUAGAAAGCUGUAACGCACUGCGGAAAACCUUCAGCUCUAGCAGCAGCACUUCCAUCUAUUUACUUUCGGAUUUCUCCUCAACAACAUCCCAAAAACUUCUAAGCGACAGAAAAAAAUGCCUUUCCAUCCCACAAUGGAGCAGUCCAGGUGCCCGAAGUGCGCCAAAGUGGUUUACCACGCCGAGGAGAUUCUCGCUGGCGGCCAAAAAUGGCAUAAAAUCUGCUUCUAUUGCGGCCUCUGCCUGAAGCGACUCGACUCGACCUGUUCCACUGAGCACGAAGGAGAAGUUUACUGCAGGCAAUGUUACGGACGAAAAUUUGGUCCUAAAGGAGUCGGUUUCGGUGGAGGCGCGGGCUGCCUGUCGAUGGAUAAGGGCGAGGUGUUCGGCAAUACUGAGUCUGCACGCAACAAACCCCUCGACCCGUACUAUGGCCAGGCUGGCGGGUGGCAGAGGCCAACUCGGGCCUUCCACCCCAGUAAUAACUAGACCGGCACUCCCGACUAAAUAACGAUCGCGAUGAUAAACUUACCCGCAGAGUGAGCGAAUCCGAGAGAGAAGGGCGUCCGACAGAUAGAUACAAAACAAACAAGAUGAUAGAAUAACGGGGCUUUUCCUUAAUUAUCUCAUUUUAUUCUUCUGUUUAUCCCUCCCAGCCAUUCGGUGCAUCCAUUACACAGCUAGGGGAUGCAGAUAUACCCAGCAGACUUGUUUUCCGGUCCGAUCGAGUUCCUCUAUCCGAGGUUUUUUCAAGACGAAAAAUACGCAGAAAAGGGGAUAGUUGCUUUAAUUUAUGUGCAGCUAAACCAAUGAUACAGGGCGCGGCAAAGACAGUUAUCAGUUGAAGUAUUCGAUGAUUCAUAGUUAAUUGGGCCAUAUCUCAACAAAGUAGGGUCUCUGCGAGUAAGAUCGAACGCUGAUAGGAAUUGGCAGUACUGCCUUUGACCCAAUAUGUCUUCUCUAUGUCAUUACAAUAUAUAGAUGAAGAAAUCGGUCGUUAAGGCACAAUGUCAACUUUCCUUCUAUUGAAAUGUAUACUAAGAUAGAAACGCGCAAGGUGAUAUAGUACUAUUAGUUCUGUUAUAAUUCCGCCAUGUAAUAAUAUACUACACCAUAGAUUAUUAGAGGUUGUUACAAAUAUACGCACCGUACCUGCCAUCAGUUGCAAAAGAGGUUCCGCAAAUAUCAGCCUCUUUUGAUCGGCGUAUCCAUCGUGCAGUGAGCAUGUAGGAGAAAUGCUACCGAGUACCGAAUUGAUAUUCAGAUGAAAUCAUAUUACCAUUAAUACGAGCUAUUUUUUUUUUUCAUUUGUGUUAAUAACGCAAUACACACAUACAAGUGUGUGAUGCAAGCGACAAAUGCGAGUGAUGAUGGAGUCUAUUUAUUGUAAAAUAUACAAAGCGAUCAAUACAUAUGAAAUUGACAAGAUGCAAUA